Messenger RNA from Plectropomus leopardus (leopard coralgrouper), 1580 nucleotides. It is a transcript of the gene fgf14, whose product is annotated as fibroblast growth factor 14. Lineage: Eukaryota; Metazoa; Chordata; Actinopteri; Perciformes; Serranidae. Gene Ontology annotation, molecular function: growth factor activity. The record is from RefSeq and is a predicted model, not a curated record.
AAAAAAUUACAUAUUUGACACUUGACAUCACGGAGCGGACCACUUAGCCGCCACCAUGGGACUGUGACCCGGGCUGCGAGCUCUGAGAGGCGGCUGUUUGUGUAGUCUGUGCUCCGUGUGCAGACUGGACCUGAGCAGUUGUGACAUUUUGAGCCAUGGCUGCUGCUAUCGCGAGUGGGCUGAUCAGACAGAAGAGACAGGCACGGGAGCAGCAUUUGGACCGGCCCUCGACUAACCGACGGAGAAAGAGCCCCAACAAGAACAAGGGGCUCUGCAAUGGGAACCUGGUCGACAUCUUCUCUAAAGUGCGCAUCUUCGGCCUCAGGAAACGGAGACUACGAAGACAAGAUCCCCAGCUCAAGGGUAUAGUGACCAGGUUAUAUUGCAGGCAGGGAUACUACUUGCAAAUGAACCCCGAUGGCUCUCUUGAUGGGACCAAGGAUGACAGCAGUAAUUCCUCUUUGUUCAACCUUAUUCCUGUGGGCCUCAGAGUCGUCGCCAUUCAGUCCGUGAAGACAGGGUUAUACAUCGCCAUGAACGGGGAGGGCCAUCUGUACACAUCAGAACUCUUUACAGCAGAGUGCAAGUUCAAAGAGUCGGUGUUUGAGAACUACUAUGUGAUCUACUCGUCCAUGUUGUAUAGACAACAGGAGUCGGGGAGAGCUUGGUUCCUAGGGCUCAAUAAAGAGGGCCAAGCCAUGAAGGGGAACCGAGUGAAAAAAACAAAACCAGCUGCUCACUUCCUGCCCAAGCCAUUAGAAGUUGCCAUGUACAGAGAGCCAUCGUUGCAUGAUGUUGGAGAGACAGUGCCCAAGGCGGCAGUUCCUCCCAGUAAAAGCACAAGUGAGCCGGCAGUGAUGAACGGAGGUAAACCUGUAAGCAAGCCCGACAAGCCCGCCACAUAGCCACACCUGACCGGUGUGUGUGCGCGUGCGUGCGGAGGGGAGGGGGGAAACGUGACGGAGGCAGGGCUUUUUUUUUCCCGACUAGACUCCAGACCCUCUUUCUUCUGUGGAUCAGAUCCAGGCGAAAACCUCCCCUUCCUUUUCUUCUCUCGCUCCUCCUUCCUCUUUCUCCACCUCGCCCUCCUUUUUCUCCAGCUGUCUCAACAUGGGCGCACGGAUUCUGAGGCGGCUGAGUUUUCUCCAGCACAGGAGGGAGGAGGACCUCUGAUCAAGGAAUGCCUUUUAGAUUCCUCUAAAACUGUGAGAAUUCAUGUGAAUAACGCGUGUUUUACAGCCACGCUCGUGGUACUUUGCUUGCUGACGGUUCAUUCAAGAAACACCCCCCCCCACCCUCCUCCUCUCUCUAUAACGCCCUGUUGCAGCAGAGUCUGUGUACCUUCAGAUCUAUUUUCUAUACCACAGUUCACCAGCUAUGUUCUGGGAUAGAGACUGUAUAGAUAGAGUAAAUAUUUGGACUGUCGUCCUCUAUUUUUUACGAGUAUGUUCCCCUCUCCCUCUCUUUCUAUCUCCAGUCACACACUUUUCUCUUUGUCGAGUAACCUAGAAAAGAUAAAAAACAUUUUGCAAGGGAGUUGUGUGAUUUUCUAAAAACACAGAUGUGGCAUAAAAACAAAC